AUGCCAAUGCUGGCAAAUGCUAUUUUGGAAAAAUCAGUAAUGGAAUCUGACGGCUUUAAUAUUAUCAGGCAAGAAGACACAAAGUAUAAAGAAUACUUUGCAACUUACAAGGAAAUCAAGUCUGCAGGCAUCAUAAAUCUCGAAUCUGCUGAUAAUGAUUCCAUUUAUCAAUCCACAACAACCAGUCUAUUGGCAGGGUUGGGAAGUUUUUAA
Entrophospora sp. SA101 is the source of this 213-nucleotide messenger RNA. The record is from the annotation of a GenBank genome assembly. Lineage: Eukaryota; Fungi; Glomeromycota; Glomeromycetes; Entrophosporales; Entrophosporaceae.